Symsagittifera roscoffensis is the source of this 705-nucleotide messenger RNA. RefSeq names its product neo-calmodulin-like. Gene Ontology annotation, cellular component: myosin II complex. The transcript is spliced from 2 exons. Gene Ontology annotation, molecular function: calcium ion binding. Lineage: Eukaryota; Metazoa; Xenacoelomorpha; Acoela; Convolutidae. The record is from RefSeq and is a predicted model, not a curated record. Bases 149 to 592 code for a protein of 147 amino acids.
UUUAGCAUUACAUUAAAAAUUAAACCAUUUUACAAUUUAUACACGUUCACGUUACGGCGCUCAAAACUCAGCCUCUGAUUGAAAACACACCAACAUACAAAAUAAAUCAAGAAAAAAUCAUCUGGAAUCUUCUAGCGAUUGGACUUGAAUGGAGAAUUUGAGCCCCGAAAAAGUAGACCAAGCACGUGACUAUCUGUCACUGUUCGAUAAAGAUGGUGAUUCAACUGUCUCAGUAUCCGACAUUCCGUCAAUUCUACGUGCACUUGGCGAGCAGUUCACAGAAGCCGAAAUGUCAGAUUUAAUUGGCCAAAUCAAAACAGAGAACGGCUAUGUCUCCUUCGACGAAUUCCUCACUUUCUACAACAACUGCACUCGGCCAGUCGACCCCUACAGAGACGUACAACUGGCAUUCAGCGAACUAGACAGACACCAAACUGGAAAAAUAAGUGCCAAAGUACUGCGACAUUUCCUGGUUAAUCUGGGAGAGAAACUUACAGAUGAGGAGGUCGAUACAAUAUUCGCAAACAUUGAGAUUAGCGAGGACGGAGAAAUUGAGUACAGGCAGAUCAUUAAUCUAUUCACUGAAUUCUAAUCAGCAGACAAAAAACCCACAGCCCAGAACUUUUAAAAAUCAACUGUUUUGAUUAGCAAUUUUAAAGAAUCUCGCAUAUCUAGUUUGCUCAAUUUAAAACAAAAUAAAAUUUC